Molecule: messenger RNA, 1755 nt
Organism: Oryza sativa Japonica Group (Japanese rice)
Lineage: Eukaryota; Viridiplantae; Streptophyta; Magnoliopsida; Poales; Poaceae
Product: sugar transporter ERD6-like 16
Biological process (GO): carbohydrate transport; transmembrane transport
Cellular component (GO): membrane
Molecular function (GO): sugar transmembrane transporter activity
Source: RefSeq, a predicted model, not a curated record
CACUCUAAUCACUCAUUGCAUACACGGUUAAUUACAUAAAGCCACUUACUAUAUAUGCAGCUUAGUAGCAGAGCUCAAGGUUGUAGCUUCAGUUCAAGCAAGAACUGAACUUGUUGAAGGUUAGCAUCAGUUAGCAGCUAAGGCCAUCGCCAUGGGAGUGUCCAGUGGUGCAAGCGAGUCCCUCCUUCCCCGGGCCGGCGGCGAUGGAUCGCUGGCCAUGGUCAUCGCCAGCACCGGCGUUGCCGUGCUCGGCUCCUUCGUCUUCGGCGUCUCGAUUGGUUACUCAGCACCAACUCAGUCCAAGAUCAGGGAGGAUCUUCAGCUCUCGCUCUCCGAGUAUUCGGUUUUCGGAUCAAUAAUAACAAUUGGGGCAAUGAUAGGAGCAGUUGCAAGUGGGCACCUUGCUGACAUUUCUGGAAGAAAAGGGGCAAUGAGGACUUCUGCUCUUGUUUGCAUUGUCGGAUGGCUUGCAAUCUUCUUUGCACAAGGUGCUGUUUCACUUGAUUUUGGGAGAUUCUGUACCGGAUUUGGAGUAGGAGUAUUUUCAUAUGUGGUACCGGUUUUCAUAGCAGAAAUAGCUCCGAAAGCUCUUCGUGGGGGGCUUACAACACUGAACCAAUUGCUGGUGUGCACUGGGUUAUCUGUUACUUAUAUUGUCGGUACUAUGGUGACAUGGCGCAUGUUGGUCAUAGCAGGACUUGUACCGUCCAUAAUUCUUAUAGUUGGUCUUUCCUUCAUUCCUGAAUCCCCUCGGUGGCUGGCAAAGGUUGGACGGCAAAAGGAGUUUGAAAUAGCGCUCCAACGCCUCCGUGGUAAAGAUGCGGAUGUGUCCAUUGAAGCUGCAGAAAUCAAGGAGUUCAUUGAGACCAUUGAAAACCUUCCAAAGGCUGGAGUUCAGGAUCUUUUCAACAGAGCCUACAUCCGUCCUGUCAUUGUUGGUGUUGGCCUGAUGGUGUUCCAGCAGUUUGUAGGAAUUAAUGGAAUCUUGUUCUAUGCCAGUGAAACUUUUGUAUCAGCCGGGUUUGCUUCAGGAGACCUAGGAACAAUCUUGAUGGGGUGUAUCCAGGCGCCAAUCACAGCUGUUGGAGCAUUACUGAUGGACAGAAGUGGUAGAAGGCCACUGCUGUUGAUUUCAACAUCAGGACUCCUAAUUGGCUCUCUCAUGUCAGCAGUAUCCUUCUACCUGAAGAUUCAUGGGCUUUUCUUGGAGCAAGUACCAAUCAUCGCACUCACUGGCAUAUUGGUGUACAUUGCUAGCUAUUCAAUAGGAAUGGGGGCAGUCCCUUGGGUCAUAAUGUCAGAGAUAUUUCCCAUAAAUAUAAAAGGAAUCGGUGGAAGCUUUGUGACUCUGGUGAACUGGUCCGGUUCAUGGGCAGUUUCUUUUGCCUUCAACUUCUUCAUGAGCUGGAGUUCUUCAGGGACAUUCUUCCUUUUCGCAUUAGUUUGCGCAGUGGCCAUCCUUUUCAUUGUGAAGAUCGUGCCAGAGACAAAAGGCAAAACUCUGGAGGAGAUUCAGGCCUCAAUGAAUAGUAGCACAUAGGUGCCAAAGGGAAAACAGAAGCCCUGACACUUUUUUGUCGGUCCAUGCACUUGUUGAAAGCCAUUUACCGGUUUGAGUCUUUUCUGCUCUGUAAUAGAAUUCAAGUUCAUUUGCUGCUGCUAUCAGCCAGUUCAGUCUUUCAAACAGUGCAAAAGAAAUAUAGUGAAAAUAAAAGGCUGAGAUCAAUAGAUAUUGAGUUUGACAACCAGAUAACC